AUGACCGGGCCGCCGUCCUCUUCCUACCCCAGCCAGGUCUCGCCGUCAGCCGUCGAGAUUUCGCCGGAAAAUCGAAGAGAAAAGCUCGGUUUCGCCCGAAACUUCGCCGGCUUCGUUCUCCGUCGUCCGGCCGCCAUUUUUGGCGAUCAAGUUAGGGUUCGACCGAAUUUCGGGAUGAGAUUCCGGCCACUUCCGGUCAGAUUUUGGGGUACGUCCAAGAACAAAAGUGACUCCAAAUUAGGUGUUUUACCUAGGGUAUUACCAGGAUCGUGUAGGAUCCGACGGAUCGUAAAACGGAGUCCCGGAUACUCCGGAAAUGCCAACCAUGGGGUUAGGGUUUUAGUAACCGUCCGAUCCUGCGAUCGUGAGCGAUCCGACCGUCCGAUCUGGACCAAACUUGCAGGACGUGCAUCCUAG
Messenger RNA from Prunus armeniaca (apricot), 417 nucleotides. NCBI's taxonomy places the organism in Eukaryota, Viridiplantae, Streptophyta, Magnoliopsida, Rosales, Rosaceae. The record is from the annotation of a GenBank genome assembly.